CUGCCUGUUGGACAGUCUGCACGGGAUGCGGGACCGAUCAGCGGAGCUGCGGGUCUUUUAGGCUUUCGGGGAUGGUUUUUCGUUUUUUUUUUUAUUUUUUCUUCCUUAAACUAUGAAUUCACUUUCCAUGCCGUCUGCUUUCUAUGAGAGGCUAAGCAGGCCACCGUUUGCGACCCUUUCGGCCGGUGUGAGACCCUGAUGAGCGCGGAGAGGACAGGAUGCCCGCCAGCGGCGCCGACUCGCUGAAGCCCAGCGCCUUCAUCCCGGUGUGCACGGCCGCCUGCCUCCUGGUCGGCUCCACGUCCAUGUUCUUCGUCUUUACAUGCCCGUGGCUGGCUGUGACCAUCUGUCCCGCUGUGCCACCAUGCUGUGCCAUCCUUUUUCUUUGCGUUCUUGCCAACUUCACUAUGACCACCUUCAUGGAUGCCGGGGUUCUCCCUGUAGCUGGCGAGGAUGAAGACAAGGAGGACGAAUUCCGCGCUCCGUUGUACAAAAACGUAGAUGUAAAGGGUGUCCAGGUGAGGAUGAAGUGGUGUGCAUCGUGCCACUUCUACAGACCUCCACGCUGCUCCCACUGCAGCGUCUGUGAUCACUGUGUGGAGGAUUUUGACCAUCACUGUCCAUGGGUGAACAACUGCAUUGGGAGACGAAACUACCGCUACUUCUUUCUAUUUCUCUUGUCUCUCACCGUUCACAUGAUCGCUGUGUUCACCUUUGGCCUCAUUUAUGUCCUGCACCACAUGGAUGAUUUAUGGAAGCUGCAUUGCCUCAUCACUUUAGUAGUGAUCAGUAUAUCAGGCUUGUUUCUGAUACCCGUCCUCGGUCUCACUGGUUUCCACUUGUACCUGGUGUCCAGAGGUCGAACAACUAACGAACAAGUAACUGGCAAGUUCCAAGGAGGAAUAAACCCUUUUACACGCGGUUGUUGUAGCAACAUGCAGUAUCUGGUUUGCAGCCCCAUUUCACCAAAUUACACAUCAAGGCCCUGCAAGAAAACAGCCAUCCAUGUGCAGCCUCCAUUCCUGAGGCCAGAGGUCAACAGGCAGAUGCUGGUGAAAGUCAGGGAUAAUGGGAUACAAAGUCUAGCAAUACAAAAUAAGCAAUCCUCAGCUGGAGCUGUCGAACUGUCAGACAUCAAACAGUUUCAAAAUCCGCCGCCGCUGCCUCCAAAACCAGAUCGCAGUCUGCUGAAAAGCCAACUUGCUGUCAUGGAUGAUGUGGGACAUCACACCAAAUCCAUCAUUCCUGUUUCUAUUCCGACUGUGCCACAGUUACGGCCGGUUCUAGAGGCCAUCUCCAGAGGAUCUUCACCCAUUCCUCCAGAGCAGCUGCUGAAGGCAUCAGAGCAGCAAGGCAACAACAAAGGUCCUGACCUGUGCUCUGACACCAGAGAAAGCCCUGUGAGAGGCAGCCAUCAGGCCAGUGUGUCUGUCCAAACUUCCCUUCAGCCCUGUACAGUCUCCAGCUCUCUGCAACUCAACUCUCUGACGCUCAGCUCUCGCUCCCUCACCCUAAAACACAGCAGCCGCAAUGGCAGCAAAUCCCAGCUUCUUUCAAUGAACCCCGAUGGCCUGGGAUCCAGUUCCCCUGCUGGGAUCAUCACUACUUCCAGUCUGUUGGCCAACCAGUGCGGCAGCAGCGGCAGUGGCAAACCCUCUUAUAACCUCGUCAACCCUGCAGACCCUCACUUCAUGGCCCAAAGAGGGGCUCCUGGAAUCAGCUUUCACUCUCACUUUAUGGCUCUGGGCACAGAUGGUGCUGUGCAGUGUCCACCCCCUCACUCUUACAGUCCUGUUUUUAUGGGAGUCGCCAGACAAUCUCCGCAACCUCGAGAUUCCACCUCAAGAGAUCCCUCACCGUCUUUGCCUGGUUUCCUUCAGAGAGACUCUUCUCCUGCCUAUCAGGGAUUUAUCACAAGAGACCUUCAAUCCCAGAGCAUGACAUCUAGAGCCAUUCCCCCUCCAGGUCUGGUGAUGCGAGAUAUGACUUCUCAAGGUCUUCAAGACAACCUUAGAGAUCUCUAUCCACAUGAUGUGACACUUCCAAUGUCCGCCGCUGCACAUUAUGACAACUUUUCAAAGACAAUCAUGGCUUCUAUCCAGGAGAGACGGGAGCAGGAAGAGAGGGAGAGGAUGCUCCGCCUCAACGCCAGAUCCCAGGUGCUCUACGGCCCAGAUGUUGGGGUCUACGACAUUCCCAGCAGGAGAAGCCUACCGCCAGACAACAUUCGACCUCCAGGUUCACGUGGACCAACGCCACCAGCCUACGGCUCCAGGGAGUUCCUGAUGAGUACAGGCAUUCUGGGAUAUGGCAUGAGGACCUCGGCUCUCUCCAGCUCCUCCACGUCAUCCCUGACCCGUGGUCCGAAAACGUCCAGCACCCCUCUGCAGUGCAGCAGCAGCAGCCUGCAAAGUAAGGGACGCUCUUCGUCCCCCGCCUACUGUCCUCCUGAGAGACACACCCAGGGCCCACCGUCCUCCACAUCCACACUGCCCCGUUUAUCUUCCAGCGCCUAUCCCACACCACCGUACACUUCCUACACCACGACAAAGCGUUCCUCACUCCCUUUCCCCUCUGAGGGGAAGGAGUCUGUCACCAUGGGAGCCCUGAAAUAAAAAUAUAUUCCAGGUAUUCAACGACGCGAGUGAAUCAUCCAUGCAGCGUUAGGCUGUUAUCUCAGCUUCAGAAUCUUUUGUAAAUAGGAGGCCAUUUGGAGCUUUCUUGUGUGGGAGAAUGUGUGGACAACACAAUGCAAACAGGGAUGAACUUGGAAGUGUUGCGACAGAAAAACUGUGAAUCUCAGGAUAUCUGUGCCUCCUACUUAUAGGGAAACAGGAAGCACUAAUGACUAAAUCAAAGCAGAAGAGCUAAAUAACAGAUACAAAUUGAAUAUUAUCUGUUUAUUCGAGUUUGAUAUUGUGAAAAUUUGUCAAACCUUAUCAUCCAAUUUGUCUCAUACCCUUCAGAAAAUUGUUUAAUAUACAUUUUGUAGUUAUUUCUACAAAUAAACUUAUUUUGUAAUUUCA
Molecule: messenger RNA, 3026 nt
Organism: Girardinichthys multiradiatus
Lineage: Eukaryota; Metazoa; Chordata; Actinopteri; Cyprinodontiformes; Goodeidae
Gene: zdhhc8a
Product: zinc finger DHHC-type palmitoyltransferase 8a
Exons: 10
Coding region: 219-2615 (798 amino acids)
Biological process (GO): protein palmitoylation
Molecular function (GO): palmitoyltransferase activity
Source: RefSeq, a predicted model, not a curated record